AUGGCCUGCAUCAACCCAGUGCCUAAACUCUACAGAUCUGUAAUUGAAGAUGUAAUUGAAGGAGUGCGGGAUCUAUUUGUUGAAGAAGGUAUAGAGGAACAAGUUUUAAAGGACUUGAAACAGCUCUGGGAAACCAAAGUUUUGCAGUCUAAAGCAACAGAAGACUUCUUCAGAAAUAGUGUCCAUUCACCUUUGUUCACCCUUCAGUUGCCACACAGCUUGCAUCAAACAUUGCAAUCAUCAACAGCAUCGUUAGUUAUUCCUACUGGUAGAACUCUUCCAAGUUUUGCCACAGCAGAACUGGGCACUUCAAACUCCAGUGCAAACUUUACUUUUCCUGGUUAUCCUAUUCAUGUACCAGCAGGUGUGACACUACAGACUGCAUCUGGUCACCUUUAUAAAGUUAAUGUACCAAUUAUGGUUACACAGACUUCUGGAAGAGCAAGUAUUCUCCAGCAUCCAGUUCAACAAGUUUUUCAACAGUUUGGGCAUCCUUCAAUGAUACAGACCAGUGUUUCACAACUGAACCCUUGUUCCCUUCAAGCUACUAAUAAAUCACAAAGAAUGGAAACUGUGCUACAGCAACCCACAAUCCUACAUUCUGGGCCAGUGGAUAGGAAGCUCUUAAAAAAUGCCACUAGUGAUAUACUUGUACCUCCUGGAAAUGAGCAUAAAAUCAUGCCUGAAGCUUUGUUGAGGCAGCAGGAAAACUCUCAGUACAUCAGUCUUCCAGGUGUUGUAUUUCCUCCACAGGUUUUGCAGACAGAUUCUAAUGUGGAGCCAGUGCUCAGUGUUUCAGCUAGCAUGACUCAGAAUCUUCAUAGUGGGCCUCUCUCAUUGGGCCCUCAGGUGUCUUUCCACCACAUGACUGAUGCACAGCUUCACAUUCUUAAAAAAAGAAUGUAUGGAUGUGAUUCUGUAAAACAACCUAGAAAAAUAGAGGAACCCAGCAGCCUACCUGUUUCUGAGAAGAAUUCUAAUUCUCAGAUGGAUUUAAGCACUCAGGUAUCUGAUGAUGAUAUUAAUGAAAUAAUUCAAAUAGAUGGGACUGGUGAUACAUCUUCCAAUGAAGAAAUAGAAAGUAUAAGGGAUGUAAAUGAGAAUGAAUUUAUAGGGAUUAUUGAUGCAGGAGAUCUAAAGGUGCUUGAAGAAGCUGGCAGUAUAUCAAAUGAAGAUUCACCUGUAAACAGUAGUGAUGAUGAAGAUGCUCAAAUAGAUGUUGUGGAAGAGGAUCCUUUAAAUUCUGGAGAUGAUGUUAGUGAGCAGGAUGUGCCAGACCUGUUUGACACAGAUAAUGUAAUUGUCUGUCAGUAUGAUAAGAUUCAUCGAAGCAAGAACAAAUGGAAAUUCUUUUUGAAAGAUGGUGUUAUGUGUUUUGGAGGGAGAGACUAUGUAUUUGCAAAAGCCAUUGGUGAUGCAGAGUGGUAA
Marmota monax (woodchuck) is the source of this 1428-nucleotide messenger RNA. It is a transcript of the gene Gtf2a1l, whose product is annotated as general transcription factor IIA subunit 1 like. Gene Ontology annotation, biological process: transcription initiation at RNA polymerase II promoter; transcription by RNA polymerase II. Gene Ontology annotation, cellular component: transcription factor TFIIA complex. The transcript is spliced from 9 exons. The record is from RefSeq and is a predicted model, not a curated record. Bases 1 to 1428 code for a protein of 475 amino acids. Lineage: Eukaryota; Metazoa; Chordata; Mammalia; Rodentia; Sciuridae.